ACAAUUUGAAAUUUAGAGAUGGCCACAUAACCUUUAAGUUUUGUGUUAUUAAAGUAUUAAGAAAUAUAAUAAUUGAAGCGUUUAAAAAUAGUAAAUUGUAUUUGUUUGCAAAAUUUUGUUAUAAUGUUGGCUCGGGUGCCAAAAGAAAUUACAAGAAGACUUGUUUUAAGUGUGGGGCGUUUGUCUACUGCUACAGAAGUUAUUGAAACCGAAUACACUGAAACGCCUCAGUAUCCCCCAAUACUUAAUCUUUCACCAGAAAAAAAGCUCGAAAGAAAAAAAGACGCUUAUUAUGAAGAAAUUAAAAAAGUUAAAACUGUUGAAGAAAAACAGAUCAAGCUGAAUAUGCCGAGGUAUUAUGGUUUCAAGUGCUACAUGUUAGAAGAAGAAAGAAUACCCUACAACAAUUUAGCCUUUACUCAACAUAUAACGAGGACGCAUAUUAUUCAUCAAAACAAUUUACCUUCUUAUUAUGAUACUAUAAAUAUUGAUUCAUCGAUACCAGACAUAAAGGAGGAUAUAGAAGAAGCCCUUAUUUUAGAACAUGAAGGUUAUAUGAAAUCUCAUGAAAUAAAACGUGAAGACUUCACUCUUGAAAAGGGAGAAUUAGAGAAAAUUUAUAGUAAAAAUAUAAUUUAUCAAAUCAACAGGAUUCUUUUAAAUUCUCUUAAUUCUAAUUAUCCACAUAUAAUAAAUUCACAGGUUGAUAUUGAACCACGCAUUGAAUCAUUUUGGUAUGCAGGAGGUAUGAAUCCUCCAAACUCUGUUAGAAAAGGACGUUUAGGCAGGGAAUGGACCAAACAUCAAGAAAAUGAUCCUGUUGAUAGAGCAAUGCAAUAUAUUGGUGUUCCAAGCCUAACUGUACGAAGUAGUUUUCCUUUAGCGCCAAUUAUAUCAAGUUCUGAGGCUGAAAAUCCAGCACUGGAUGUUCCUUUUUUCCAAUAUGAUCCUCGAACUGUGGGAACUCACUGUAGUUAUAGAAGAAUUACUAAUAUCCCAGGUUUUUGGCCAGGAGAAAGUCAUCAGUUUGGUACUAUUUCAUACAAUCUCAGGGGUCAUCUACUUGAAAAGCAAUAUAAGGAUCCCAACUACACAAGAGAAGCCCUGCAUAGACAGGGUAUUUUAGGUUCUUUUGGAUGGUUAAAUGCUCAAGCCAACAACCUUGGAUUUACAACAUAUAACGACAUCACAUACCCCUUAACGACUCAAUGUGUUAUUACUAAUGGCAAAUUAUGGUCCUUCUACGUUUAUCAGCUCAACACAAUACUUAUUCAUUCAAAACAUGUUCACGAAAAUCCCAAACGUAACGUAUGUUGGUCUACAGAUUCAAUAAAAUUAUUCGACGAAGUCAAAGAUGGUAAAGUAAUUGGUUUUAAUGAAGACGUUCUUAAAAUGUUGGUGAAAUUUUAUGCGAAUCAACCUGUUGUUUCUGGAAACUUGGAAGACUUUCGUCCAUUUUUGAGUAACAAGGAAAAAGUGGUUGCUGAUUAUGAAGAUCCUGACAAGAGAAAAUGGCUAGAAAAGGAAUUUAAAUUCAUAGUUUCCAACAGACCCCGUCACAGACUUCCAUAUGAGAUUUACCACUGGGAAAAAAUAUAUAAAAUUGAUCACAAAACAAGGCCUAUGGAUAAGAGAAGCAGGCCAUUUGAACUGUUUCAAAAUCCAUGGAAAAGAACUUACGACAAUCGUCAACCACCGUACAUACCCAGAAAAUUGCGACCAGACUUGCCGAGGCACAAAGGUCGGUAUGCUAAAGAAUAUUUCCCUUAAAGUAAGUUUUAAUGUAUCUUUAAUUAUUUGUGGUAUUAACGCAUUUGUUUUUUUGUAUUAUAAUUGUUAUACCCUAAAAUAAAUAAAGA
Agrilus planipennis (emerald ash borer) is the source of this 1859-nucleotide messenger RNA. RefSeq names its product 39S ribosomal protein S30, mitochondrial (gene mRpS30). The transcript is spliced from 5 exons. The record is from RefSeq and is a predicted model, not a curated record. Gene Ontology annotation, biological process: translation. Gene Ontology annotation, molecular function: structural constituent of ribosome. Gene Ontology annotation, cellular component: mitochondrion; ribosome; mitochondrial large ribosomal subunit. Lineage: Eukaryota; Metazoa; Arthropoda; Insecta; Coleoptera; Buprestidae. The coding region runs from base 124 to 1770 and encodes 548 amino acids.